Diatraea saccharalis (sugarcane borer) is the source of this 2091-nucleotide messenger RNA. The record is from the annotation of a GenBank genome assembly. Lineage: Eukaryota; Metazoa; Arthropoda; Insecta; Lepidoptera; Crambidae.
AUGGAUUUUGUGAAACGGGAAGAUCAAAACAUCGAUGAAGAGAAUUAUAAAAUAUAUAUGGAGACAUUGCAAAAAUCACAUCAAAUGGAGGUACAAGAUUAUCAACAUACUCCAAUAUCAAUGGAACAACUCCACCAAGCAAUGCAAACAUCUCUAAAUGGAACCAUAAUGCAUAACUUCCAGUUACCAUUGUCACCACGACAGAUGUCAACACUCAUGUUGAAGACGAACCAUCUGAGUCGUAACCUUAACUUCAAUGAAAUUCCUGCACACUUACAGCGUAAUUUAGAAUUAGAUCUAGUUCAUAAUUUAGUUGAUAUGCCACAGAAUUUACGGCAUGAUGAUUUGUUAAGUAGAAAUCUUGAUUUGAACUUGGCGAGGAGCUUAAAUAAUGACUUAGAGUUGCAAAGUAGUUUAACACAGUCUUUGGUGCAGAAUCUAAAUGAGAAUAUGAUUUUAUCAGAUGGGAUAGCUCAGAAUAUUCGAAAUGAUAUGCAUGAUAUAAAUCAAGAAAUUGACCUAUCCCAUCAUUUAAAUAGAAAUAUAGAACAUCAGGAAAUUUUGAAUCAUGAAAGGAGGACACCGGUGCAGUGUGUUCAGGAUGCCCAUCUUUUAGAGCAAAGUCUAGGACAAAGGAUGGAUCCAACUUUACAUCAAAGGUUAGAGCAAUCAUUGGGGCAAAGAUUGGAUCAAACUUUGGGUCAGAGAUUGGAACAUAGUUUAGGUCAGAGAUUGGAACAAAGUUUAGGUCAGAGAUUGGACCAAAGAUUGGUGACGCAGAAUUUGCAUGUGCAUAGUGAUCAGCGGUUAGAUAGUGAACAUUUGUUGCCGAUGCCAUUCCAUAUAAAAUCUGAACAGGAGGAUGAUAGUUAUUUUUAUGAAAAUAUUAACCAGCCUUUACCAAAUGUCAGCAGUAUUAAUGGUCACAUACCCCAAGAUCACAGCCAGACAACCCAAGCUAACAUAAAUCCAGACCAAAUGUAUGUAUACACAAAUCAAAUUAAUGUACCAAUUAACACAGCAGAACAUUACUCGCGACAAAACUACCCCCAAAACUACGCAACCGCCAGAGAUAAUCCUCAAAACCUAGUCGUGCACAGACAAUACGAAAACUCUAGCCCAUACGAUGAAACGAAGAAGGACCAUAGGCACAACAAAGAUUCCAAAUUAGAAGAGCCCAAAGAGAACAUGAAGCCGAACGAUCAAAACAAAAUGUAUUACCAAGAUUACCAACAAGAGAAGAGUGAGAUGCAGAAGAGCGAAGAGGUUUCUUUGGAUAUCAAAGGUGAAUACGGUUGUUACAAGUGCAAUUCUGUGUUUCCAUCGAAGAGAUUGCUGAAACAGCACACGAAGACUUGUAGUGAGCCGGACAGUGAGAAUAGUGAGAAAUCAGGCAAGUUCAGUUGUAGCCAGUGUUCGUACAGAUGUCAAGCGCCUGCCACGUUGAAGAUACACGAGCGUACGCAUACAGGAGAGAAGCCUUUUUCUUGCACUUUCUGCGAUUACAAGUCUGGCCAAAAGAAUAAUGUGGCGAAGCAUAUUCUGGUCCACAUGAAGGAGAAACCUUUCAGAUGUCAGUACUGCGAUUACCGUUGCGCUCAGAAGAACAAUUUGGUCGUCCACGAACGUACGCACACCGGUUAUAAACCUUUUGCGUGCCCCUACUGUGAUUACAGAACAGUGCAGAAGCCUAAUUUAGUUAAGCACAUGUAUCUCCACACAGAUCAGAAACCUUUCAGCUGCGAUGUGUGUAAUUAUAGGUGUGUCCAAAAGACUAACCUAACUAAGCACAAGCAGCGGCAUAUGAACGAGAAGGACAGUGAAAAAAUAGAAUUGAAAGGCCAAAUUAAACCUUAUAGACCUAGACAGAAGUCUGUUAAAUGCCCGCACUGCCCGUACAGGUGCGUACAAAAAGCUAGUCUUGAGAAACAUAUAGUUUUCAAACACAACGAGUUCAAUGAGCAAGGUUUAAAUUUAAUGAAGAGUGGAAACGAAGAGGAAUCCAUACAAAAUUUGAGUGUGAAAAGAGACGAACACGUGUUCGAGUGUAUACCCCAGGAUGUGAAAGAGUCGCUCCAAGUACAGUCAUAG